GAGGGAGGUGGUGCAUCAAGACGGCAUAGAGCAGCAGCAGGCUGUGCUUAGGGAUCUAUUGUUCCCUGUUUUAUUGCUGCCAGACCUCAUUCUCUCUCAUUAGGAGCAUAGAAAGAAAGAGAAUCGGAGAGGAGCCGGAGAGUGAGAGAAGACCUCAGCCCCGUCUGCCCGGGAUUACUUUCUUGGACACACUGGUGUGGACAAAGCAGAAACCACACUUAAGUCCAGUUCCGUACCUCGUGGCCAGGCUUGCCUUUUUCCUCUGGACUGCAUUGGGAACUACAGUAGUUGCCGUGCGGUGGCCAUGGGGCUGACCGUCAGAGCUGCGGGGACACUGGGAGUCUCGAGUAGUGCACCCCUCCCCUCUCUCUGGAGGUUAGCGCUGUUCUUUCUCUCCAUCUGGGAGCUGGAUGCAGAAACCGCAGUGGAAAAUAGACCUGUGUACAUCUGGCAAACAGGUCCAUGGGGUCGUUGUAUGGGGAAUGAGUGUGGCCCUGGAGGCAGCCAGAGCAGGGCGGUAUGGUGCGCACAUUCUGAAGGCUGGACUACCCUGCACACCAACUGCAAUCAGACGGAACGUCCAGAAAACCAGCAGAGCUGCUUCAGAGUGUGCGACUGGCACAAGGAUCUGUACGACUGGCAGCUGGGAGCCUGGAACCAGUGUGUCCCAGUGUCGAUGCGCAGUGCUGGAGUGCAGCGCCCCGCUGUGUGCACCCGCGGGGACGAGGGGAUCCAGACCCGUGAGGUGGGCUGUGUCCAGAAAGCAAACGGUGAGCCCGCAGAGGACGCAAUCUGCGAGUACUUUGAGCCUAAACCUCGCCUGGAGCAGGCCUGUCUCAUACCCUGUCCUCGGGACUGUGUAGUGUCAGAAUUCAGCCUGUGGACUUCCUGUUCAAAAACCUGUGGUAUGGGCUUACAGAACCGGAUCCGUUUCAUUCUGGCUCCGCCACUGUUUGGCGGGGCAGCGUGCCCGAACCUCACUGAAUUUCAGACAUGUCAACUUGGUCUAUGUGAGGGAGAGGAGGGCCUAUACAGCCUCAGGGUUGGACCUUGGGGGCCCUGCUCAGUUCCACUGCCGAGGCAAGCUAGACAAGCUAGCAGACCGACCAGAGAUAGUGACAAACCACCCAGAGAAAGUGACAAACCACCCAGAGAAAGUGAGAAACCAGCCAGAGAAAGUGAGAAACCAGGCAGAGAAAGUGACAAACCACCCAGAGAAAGUGACAAACCACCCAGAGAAAGUGAGAAACCAGCCAGAGAAAGUGAGAGACCAGGCAGAGAAAGUGACAAACUUUCCAAAGACGGAGACAAACAGUCAAGAGGGAGUGAUAAAACAUCCAGAGGUGGCGAUAAGCAGUCCAGAGAGAGUGUCCCACAAACUGGUGAGGGUGACAAACAAUCAAAGGGAGGGGAUAAGCGGACCAGAAUGGGAGAGAAACGGCGAAAAAAUGGAGGUAAAUGGUCCAAAGAGGGCGUUAAAGUGCCCAGGGAUGGCGACAGACCAUCAAGACUCAACAGAAAGCUCAGCAGAGCAAACAAGAAACCGGACAGGCCGUCGCGACAGGCAGACAGGCCCAAACGACAGAAAAAGGCUAAAAACAAGGAAAAGAGAGAGAAGAUACGAGAGAAAGUCCGAGAAAGGUUAAGGGAGAAGGGCAAGUCAAAGGACCCUGAGACGAGAGAACUUAUCAAGAAGAAGAGGAACAGGAACCGUCAGAACCGUGUAGGAGGAAAGUCCUGGGACCUGCAGGUCGGCUACCAGACCAGAGAAGUGGCGUGUGUCCACAAGAACGGGAACAUUGAAGCUCUUGGCCUGUGCUCUCAGGAGACAUUGCCAGUGACCUUCCACGCCUGCGUCUUGACCAAAGACUGUGAUGUGACUGAAUGGUCUGACUGGUCAGCUUGCUCCAAGGAGUGCCAUGACCCCAGCGGGCCUAAGGGCGAACGGACUCGCACCAGGAAAGUGAGCCAGUUUCCGAUUGGUGGAGGAGCAGAUUGUCCAGAGCUGGAGGAGAGAGAGCCCUGCAGCCCGCAGGGAGACGGAGUGCCGCCCUGCAUUGUUUACAGUUGGAAGAGCACCGAGUGGACGGAGUGCAGGGUGGAUGUGCUGCUGAGCCAGCAGGACCGUCGACGUGGCAACCAGACGGGGUUGUGUGGAGGUGGGAUCCAGACGCGGGAAGUCUACUGCGUCCAUAGCAGCGCUGAGACGCCGUCCAACCUCAGCGCUCUGAGGAGCAAGGAAGCGCUGCGGCCAGUGGACAGCGAGCAGUGUCUGGGCGCCCCCCCGAACACCACCCAGCUCUGCCACAUCAGCUGCCCCGUCGAAUGCGAGGUGUCUUCGUGGAGCGCGUGGGGACCCUGCACCUACGAGAACUGUCAAGACCAGGCGGCCAAGAAAGGCUUCAAACUGAGGAAGAGGAGGAUAGUCAAUGAGCUGACGGGCGGGACAGGGAACUGCCCCCACCUGGUGGAGGCAAUACCGUGUGAGGACCCCAGCUGCUACGACUGGCUGGUGGUCAAACUGGAGGAGUGUAUCCCUGACAACGAGAGGGAGUGUGGACCAGGGACUCAAAUCCCUCAAGUGCGGUGUAUCAACAGUGACGGUAAAUAUGUGGAGAGGCAGUUGUGCCGCGAUGCCAUCCUGCCCAUGCCCGCCAUCUGUGAGGUGCCUUGCCCGAAGGACUGUGUCCUGAGCCCCUGGACUCCCUGGUCUCCCUGUUCUCACACGUGCUCCGGAAAAAGUACGGAGGGCAAGCAGACGAGAUCUCGCUCCAUCCUCGCCUACAAUGCAGGAGAAGGUGGAGUCCUCUGUCCUAACACCAGCGCCCUGCAGGAAGUGAGGAACUGCAAUGACCAUCCCUGCACUGUGUACCACUGGCAAACGGGCCCGUGGGGCCAGUGCAUCGAGGAUUCCUCCAUCCCGACCACCAACAUGUCUGUGAUCAGGACGCACAGCGAGGACGCCUCCUGCUCAGUGGGGAUGCAAACACGCAAGGUCAUCUGUAUCCGAGUCAACGUGGGCCAGGUUCCCCCCAAAAAGUGUCCAGAGAGCCUGCGUCCAGACACCGUCAGGCCCUGCUUACUGCCAUGCAAGCGGGACUGCAUCGUGACCCCGUACAGUGACUGGAGUCCAUGCCCGGCAGCAUGUAAAGCAGAUGGAAAUAUGAAGAAGAAACAGAACAGGAAGCGUAUUAUUAUCCAGUUACCAGCCAAUGGUGGACAGGACUGUCCUGAGGUGUUGACCCAGGAGAGAGAGUGUGAGGCUCCAUCCGUCUGCAGUGGAUACCGCUGGAAAACUCACAAGUGGCGGCGAUGCCAGCUGGUCCCAUGGUCGGUCCGUCAGGACAGUCCUGGAGCUCAGGAGAUGUGUGGGCCGGGGCUGCAGAUCCGAGCUGUUUCAUGCCGGAAGCAGGACGGUGGGCAAGUGGAGGUUGAAGCUUGUCUUAAGUUUGCCAGCCCUAUGCCGCCUCUCAUCCAACACUGCCAGCUGCCCUGCCAGGAGGACUGUCAGCUCAGCAGCUGGUCCAAGUUCUCCUCCUGCACUGCCGACUGUGUGGGCGUCAGGGUCCGCAAGAGGAUGCUCGUGGGGAAGAGCAAGAAGCGUGACCAGUGUAAGAACCACCAGGUGUAUCCGCUGAGCGAGACGCAGUACUGCCCGUGCAACAAAUACAACGCUCAGCCUGUGGGGAACUGGUCGGACUGUGUCCUCCCCGAAGGCGGCCGCCUGGAGGGUCAGCUGGGAAUGAAGGUUCAGGGCGACAUCAAGGAGUGUGGCCAGGGAUACCGCUACCAGGCCAUGGCGUGCUACGACCAGGACAGCCGCAUUGUGGAGACGUCGCGCUGCAACAGCCACGGAUACAUCGAGGAGGCUUGCAUCAUCCCCUGUCCGUCCGACUGCAAACUGAGUGAGUGGUCCAACUGGUCGCGCUGCAGCAAGUCCUGCGGCAGCGGCGUCAAGGUUCGCUCAAAGUGGCUCAGAGAGAAGCCCUACAACGGCGGGAGACCAUGUCCUAAACUGGACCACGUCAACCAGGCUCAGGUGUAUGAGGUCGUGCCCUGCCUCAGUGACUGUGGCCAGUACGUCUGGGUGGCAGAGCCCUGGAGUGUGUGGAAGGUGAGCAACGUGGACGUCAAGGACAACUGUGGUGAAGGCGUCCAGACCAGGAAAGUCAGGUGCAUGCUGAACACCAUAGACGGACCCUCUGAGCAAGUGGAGGACUACCUGUGUGACCCGGAAGAGAUGCCUCUGGGGGCCCGCAACAGCCGGCUGCCCUGCCCCGAGGACUGCGUCUUAUCAGACUGGGGAACCUGGACCCCAUGUGCACUGCCGUGUAACGGGAACAGUACACGGGCGAGGGCGGCGUUCCCGCUGCGGCAGCCCGGAGAGGAGAAGGAUUGUCCUCCGACUAAAGAGACGGAGCCUUGCAAACUGAACAGCAACUGCUUCCAUUACUCCUACAACAUCACUGAUUGGAGCACCUGCCAGCUGAGCGACAGAGCGGUGUGCGGAAACGGCAUCAAAACGCGCAUGUUGGACUGCGUGCGUAGCGACGGGAAGUCUGUUGACCUCAGGUUCUGCAAAGAGCUGGGUCUGGAGAGGAAGUGGCAGAUGAACGCUUCCUGCGUGGUGGAGUGCCCCGUCAACUGCCAGCUGUCCGACUGGUCGCUAUGGUCUGGGUGCACUCACACCUGUGGGCUGUCAGGGAAGCUGUGGAGGAGACGGACGGUGACCCAAGUUCCUCAGGGUGAUGGCAGACCGUGUCCAUCCCAGAUGGAGCAGUGGAAGCCUUGUCUGGUGAAGCCCUGCUACAGCUGGAGAUACAGCGUCUGGUCUGAGUGCAAGUCUGAGGGGGCGAGGUGUGGAGAAGGCCUACGCUUCAGGAACGUGUCGUGCUUCGUGUCAGACGGCUCGGGUCUGCAGGACAGCAGCCUGGUGGACGACGAGCUGUGUGGAGACCUGGAGCUCUCCGUGGAUGGAGAUACACAGAUCUUUCUGCAGGAAACCUGCACUGUUCCGUGUCCAGGAGAGUGCUACCUGAAGGAGUGGACCACAUGGAGUCCGUGUCAGCUGAGCUGUGUGAGCGGGGACGACCUGGGCUUCGGCUCGGUCCAGGUCAGAUCCCGAGCUGUGGUGGCCCAGGAUCCCGAGAACCUGCUGCAGUGUCCAGAGCAGGAGAUGGAGGCUCGACCGUGUACAGAGGGCCAGUGUUUUGAAUACAAGUGGAGGAGUGGACCGUGGAAGGGCUCAUCUCGACAAGUCUGGUGUCAGCGCUCUGAUGGCCUAAAUGUCACAGGUGGAUGCCCUAUGACUGCAAUGCCAAUGGCUGACCGAUCAUGUGACCCGCCCUGCACCAAGCCACGUUCCACCUGCACGGAGGUGGGCGUGUGCGGCUGUGAAGAAGGCUACACUGAAGUGAUGACGUCGGACGGCCUGCUGGACCAGUGCACCGUCAUCCCAGUGCUGGAGAUCCCGACGGCGGGAGACAACCGGGCCGACGUCAAGACCAUCCGAGCCUUUAACCCCACGCAGCCCGCAGCCAGCUCGCCGGGCCGCGUGGGACGCACCUGGUUCCUGCAGCCCUUUGGUCCAGAUGGGAAGCUGAAGACCUGGGUGUACGGCGUCGCAGCCGGAGCCUUUGUUCUGCUCGUCUUCAUCAUCUCGAUGACGUACCUAGCAUGCAAAAAGCCAAAGAAGCCACAGCGGCGGCAGAUGAACAACAGACUGAAGCCGCUGACUCUCGCCUACGACGGAGACGCUGACAUGUAGCCGUCGCCCUGCGGUUCGCAAAUGACCUAAAGACAUUCGUCCUACUGCAGGGCACAUGGGGUUGCUAUGGAAACCCUUUGAUGUCAGGGCUGCCGCUGGGCAUUGUUCAAACAUCACACACAGGCACCAUGUGAAUAUGACUUUGAUGGGAA
Molecule: messenger RNA, 5919 nt
Organism: Solea senegalensis (Senegalese sole)
Lineage: Eukaryota; Metazoa; Chordata; Actinopteri; Pleuronectiformes; Soleidae
Product: thrombospondin type-1 domain-containing protein 7A-like
Exons: 29
Coding region: 305-5767 (1820 amino acids)
Biological process (GO): actin cytoskeleton organization
Cellular component (GO): plasma membrane
Source: RefSeq, a predicted model, not a curated record